Messenger RNA from Sinocyclocheilus rhinocerous, 2231 nucleotides. RefSeq names its product von Willebrand factor A domain-containing protein 5A-like. NCBI's taxonomy places the organism in Eukaryota, Metazoa, Chordata, Actinopteri, Cypriniformes, Cyprinidae. The record is from RefSeq and is a predicted model, not a curated record. The transcript has 15 exons. Bases 170 to 1978 code for a protein of 602 amino acids.
UCAGCGGUGAUUCAGCGACUUUGACCGCAUUAGAAACGCUCAGAAACACUGAUUUAAUCAUUUCGUGUCGAUCUGUGAAGAUCUGAGGCAGAUAAAAACGCGGUUUCGGUGUUUGAGUUUCAAUUUCGGUUUGAAGAAAAAUCGUUAUUUCGUUUAACGGAGCGUGAGAAUGGAGAUCUGCGGUCUUGUGACUGAGAAGAAUAAGCCAGUGCCUCUGAAGAGCAUCUCAGUGGAGGUUCUGGUUCAGGAUCAUGUAGCCACAGUCUCCUCCGCUCUGCAGUAUGUGAAUGAGGAAGAGCGCCCCCUGGAGGCCUUGUUCGUCUUCCCUCUGCCUGCUGAUGCUGCUUGCCAAGAUCGGAGAGCAGGAGAUUGUGGCAGAGGUGCAGGACAGAGAAACCGUGAGUCCAAAUACAAACCGCAACUCAGUUGCAUAUAUUUUUAUUUUACAUCAUUUGACAAUACCCAUCAGCCCUCUGCUAUAGUGGAGGCAGGAGUGACCACUGCUCCACCAGGUUCUCUGAUGAGGGACCCAGUGGUCAUGAUAAGUUUGUACCCAGAGUUCCCAGAAGAAUUGAUGAAAUCACUGGCAACUCAAUGCGAGUUUGUUUUUGUGAUUGACAGAUCAGGCAGUAUGGGAGGCAUGAUGAAUCAAGGGAAAGGAGCACAAAUGCGCAUAGAAAGUGCAAAGGACACCCUGCUGUUACUGUUGAAGAGUCUGCCCAUGGGAUGCUACUUCAAUAUCUAUGGAUUUGGCUCUGAUUUUGAGUCCUUCUUCCCUCAGAGUGUUGAGUACAAUCAGGACACAAUGGAUCAGGCUCUGAAGAGAGUGAAGGAAAUGCAAGCAGACAUGGGCGGCACAGAGAUAUUACAGCCUCUAAAACACAUCUACAGUCAGCCCUGUUACCCCGAUCACCCCAGACAGCUGUUCGUCUUCACUGAUGGAGAGGUGGGAGACACUAAAGAGGUGCUGGAUCUGGUGAAAAGUCACGCUCACUCUCACAGGUGUUUCUCAUUGGGGAUUGGUGAGGGUGCGAGUGCCGCCCUCAUCACAGGAAUGGCCAGGGAGGGAUCUGGUCACGCUCAGUUCAUCACAGACACCGACCGCAUGCAGCCCAAAGUGAUGCAGUCGCUCAGGUUUGCGCUGCAGCCCGCUGUGCUUAAUAUCUCUGUGGAUUGGACCCUUCCAGAUGAUGUUACUGUUGACACACUGUCUCCACCCAUCAAUGUGCUCUUCCAGGGUCAAAGGACACUCAUUUAUGCCCAACUUAAAGGAGAGAGUUCAGGAGGCUCUGAGGGAACAGUGACAGUCAAAUACAGUCUCAAAGAUCAACCAGUAACAAACCAGCUCCACUUCUGCCUCAAACCAACUGAGAAAACAAAGUUGUCUAUUCACCGGCUGGCGGCUCGGACCCUGAUCCGUUCUCUGGAGCAGAAGGAGAGGUCAGGUGCUGCAGAUGUUGAGGGCAUCAGGAGCAGGAUGGUGGAGCUCAGUGUUCAGGCAGGAGUGAGCUGUGUUCAUACAGCCUUCAUUGCUGUGAAUAAAGACAGCAGACAGACUGUGAAAGGACCCCUGCUGCAUAGAAGAGUGCCGAUAUACGAUCACAUAGCACCCCGCGAGUUUCGUUUAUCUGCACCUGCUCCUGAGCUUCAGAAGGACCUGUUACUGCAGCUGGUUUCUCUGCAAAAGGCGUCAGGCUGCUGGGAUCUGGACGCCACACUGGCUGAUGUGUUUGGGAAGACGGAGGAUGAGCUGACCAAUCAGAAACCAGCACAGGUGGAUGGGUCAGUAUGGGCCACUCUCCUGGCUCUGAUCUGGUUAUACGGCUGUAAAAUAGAGCAGCAGGUGGAGUGGCAGUUUGUGGCCAUGAAGGCAGCGUCAUGGAUCGGCUCUCAGAAAGUGGGAGAUCUGUCUCAGUGUGUGUGUGUGGGGAAUGUCCUGCUCGGAUGUCAGGUGACCAAAGAGACUCUGGGAAUCUGAAGAUGUCAGUGUUUCUACAUGCAGUGCCAUAUAACUGCCAAACACACACAUACAUACACAUAUGUAUGCACAUAUAUGAAUGAUAUUAAUAAGUUUACACCAUGGCUUUUCUAACUGCAUCAACAACAGACCCAAAUGGAUAAAAACAGCAUGUGUGCCAAGCCAGAAUAUUUUGCUAACAAAAAGCUGCUGAUCUACAAAUAACUGUUUAACAAUAUAUUUGUUCACUUCAUAAAUCAUCAGUAUGAAUGUU